AUGGCUCCCCAGCAGUACCUCGACUUGUGCCACGACAUCCGUAGUCGCCUCGUCGACAAGCUAGAGAGGAAGGACUCUGAAAGCUUGCGGUUUGCCACCAGGAGCACGGCAGAAGCUGUGCUUGAGUCUCACUUCCUGCGUCUCUUCUUUCAAAGCAUCGAGUUGCAGCCAGCUACGCUCACGGAAGAUCAAUUCGUCGAAAAUAUCCAGUCAAGACGCCUUCACAAAUUCAUCGCCAUCAUCGCAUAUGCAAGUUGCAGCGUUCGCGCCGCCAGGACAUUCACGACUAAGCUUGCUGCUGCUGCUGUGUGGCCGAUUCCCACCAGCCAGGAGCGCAUCAGGGAUGUCGCAUCACUGCCAUCAGAUCGUGAGAGCCUGAAGGUUUUCUUCGGCGGCAACGAUUCUAAUGAUGCGGAUAAGUUCUUUGGAACGCAGGCGAUCUUCUGCACUGUCGUGCUUCGUCAGAGAGAGGAGAUGACUGUGAAAGACCGUGAAACCCAACGACUUCCUUACCUUGAGGAAGAGCUCUUGGGCUCAGGAUCAUUCGGGAGGGUUUUCAAGGUCAAAAUCGCCAAGGGGCACAUCGAAGAUCGUCACACCGACGAGGUAUCCAACAAACCAAGAUGGGUAGCGCGCAAGGACUAUAUCGUGGAGUCUCCGAUGGACAGUGGAUCUCGAGACGAAGGCGACAUCAUGAAGAUGAUUCUUAGUGCCUCCAAGACUUGCGAAAAUAUCCUGGAAAACCUUGGAACCCUCCGAGUUGACUCCCCGUUGGGGGCUAGUCCGGCAACAUACAGUCUUUUUAUGCCGCUGGCUGCUUGCGACCUCGGUGCGUACAUGAAAAAGGACAAAUCAACGACGAUCAAGACCCCGAAAACCAGAGCUAGUCUCAUUCGCUCCGCCAUGGGUCUCGCAACCGGGCUCAGUUUCCUUCAUCACGAACUCCAGACCUCCGACUUCGAUGACGUGGUCUGCUACCAUAUGGACUUAAAACCUAGCAACAUCCUUGUUUUCCAUGACUCCAGUUCUGGCCAGGAACGCUCGAUCUGGAAGUUGAGCGACUUCGGCAUGUCGCGAGUCAAGGUUCGGCGGCGAAACCACGCCGAACACGAAGAACGAGAUAUCAGCGUCUGGUUCAGACCGCGGCGGCAACCAAAUGAGGAAGCUCCUUCCGGAACGCAGAACCGACGUGGUCAAGGGACCUAUCUUCCGCGCGAAUCGUUCCUCGCGGGAAAGUUGAUGAACACCAAGAGCGAUGUUUGGUCUCUCGGUUGUGUCCUCAGCGUGUUUUUUGCAUAUCUUGAAGGCGGCUCAGAAAGCGUCGCGGAGUACGUGAACGACAGACUGAAAGAUCGCAGAGGCACCGACGAAGGCUUCGAUGGGUUCUUCUCGGAAAAUUCUUUCGGGAAGUUUACAUUACACCCUGCCGUGAAAGACUGGCAUCGUCGACUGGCCAAUAAGGCGGGCAAUCGGAGUCCAGCGGAAAAGAAGAUCGUGCAAACUAUACUCAGCUUUCUCCAAGACAAGGCACUAAACUUGGACCAGCAAAAUAGGUGCACUGCAAGGGAUGUAGAAAAGGCGCUGAAGGAGACGAUGAACGCAUAUCGCAAGUUAGAGAACUCUCAGGCCGCCGACGAGCCCAGCAGGUUUCGAAGACCUUCCUUCAUUGACAGGUUUCGAAGCCCUCAAUCAGACACGACGACUCCUGUUGACCGUUCGAUUCAGCAGUGGCGUCUGCCUCGAGAUGUGUUUGACGACUUGAAGGGCUGUAAGAUUGCCCCCAAGGGGACUCUGUUGGUUUAUUGGAGUGAUACUAGGCUUUUUCUUUUCACAUCUCUCUCUGCUGCACGCGACGAGGAAUCCACCAUCAGUGUAGCAGACGACUACUCGCCGGUAGGCUCGACGUUCUUCUGGAAAUCGGUUGCCUUGACUGAGAGAUAUUUGAUUGCCACAACCACGGGGGGUACAUUUAAUUGCUAUAUAUUUGACCUGGAAGCCGGAAAUUCAGUAGACGCAGACUUGAAGACGUGCUACCGGGUGUCACUACCGUUCCCUGAGAUAAAUAAUCUGUCCAUUUCACCAGAUCACCAAAACAUGGUCUGCACACUUCAAGACAUGGAGAACGAUCGGCUGCCGGGAUCACUGUUUCAAGCAAGAGUAACGGAGCUCAUAGAAUCGGGACAAAAGCUUAACACCGAAACAUCCGACUGGGGAUCCAACGGGACCAACACGCCUCUCAACUUUCCCCAGCCUACAAAGCUGAGUUGGCCGGCCGAGGAUGUCAUCAGCAUAUCACUGAGGAGCCAAACAGAUGGCUAUAUGGUGUUGCGCCCAGAACUGACUCAGUACGAUGCACAUCAAGUUUCCAUCAUCUCAUUCUCUCUAAGAACCAAAGCGAUCGAUAGGUUCGACCUCAAACCCCAGGGAAUUGACAGCAACACGGCUCCCUUGUUCACGGCCUUCUCGGAGCUGCACAAUGAGGCCGCAUGCAUGGUCAUCGCUCGCGAAAGACAUAUUUACAAGCUGCGGUUUUCCAGCGGCCAGAGCGGCGACAGUCGAAAAGAGUUACACAAAAUCAUUGACAAGUAUCGCAUACUAAAAGUCAUGGUCAGCCAAAAGGACGACACGCUGAUUGCUCUGGGGACCAAGAGAGCAAACCACAGAAUCAUCUUGUUGGAGAUCAAGAUGCCUACAUCGAAGGACCCCAUUUCCUUGAGCGAACUGGCACCGAUUCCUCAACUCUUUGAUUACGACGAAUUCACCGUCAGAUUGAUCGAUGCUGAGGGUAAACGUCACCUUCUCAUCGCUGCCCUCGUCGACAUCAAUCGCUAUGCCAUACACAAAGUCAUUCUAUCUGGGAUGCAGUCUGCAACGACUAUUAGAACAUAA
Colletotrichum karsti is the source of this 2889-nucleotide messenger RNA. RefSeq names its product ankyrin repeat protein. The transcript is spliced from 5 exons. Gene Ontology annotation, molecular function: protein serine/threonine kinase activity; ATP binding. NCBI's taxonomy places the organism in Eukaryota, Fungi, Ascomycota, Sordariomycetes, Glomerellales, Glomerellaceae. Bases 1 to 2889 code for a protein of 962 amino acids. Gene Ontology annotation, biological process: peptidyl-serine phosphorylation; peptidyl-threonine phosphorylation. The record is from RefSeq and is a predicted model, not a curated record.